AAUCAGAAAUUUAAUUGAGAGAUGGCAACACCUUACCAGAAUAUAAUGGCUGGGACGCCAGCUGGACUUCAUCCCAUUCUACAGCAGAUAGAUCAGCUGAAUGCUCUAUACACAACCGUCCCUCCAACGAAAACAGCAGCGGGGCCAACAUCCCCAACAGCAAACAAAGAAAACGAGGAACUGGUGAAGAUGCAAGAUGAAGGUGUACAAGAGGCUGUCAGUUCUGAAGUAUUCUCAGUUUACCAGCAUAGAGAAAUAGUCAAAGGCUGCUGUCCACACCCGGGUGAUAUUGUGGAGGCCGGUCCUUUAGCUGCCCUGAAUCAGCCCGACCCCACAUACCCAUUGACAGACUCCCUGCCAGAGGAGGUGAUCAGGGAGGGAAAACUCAGCAGCUUACAAUUAGAGGGAGUACUUUAUGCUUGUCAGCAGCAUAUGAGGAUAUUACCCAGUGGACAAAGAGCUGGCUUCUUUAUUGGGGAUGCAGCAGGUGUAGGAAAAGGACGACAGAUUUCUGGGAUUAUCUUUGACAACUAUGCCAGGGGGAGAACAAAGCAUAUAUGGUUCACCAUUUCAUCAGAUUUAAUUGUAGACAGCAGAAGGGAUUUGUCGGACAUUGGUUGCCACGUGCGAGUUAUUGAUGGAUGUCAGGAGUUGGACAGACAAACAAGGGUGUUAGGGUUACCUGCAGACUUUAAAGAAGGAGUUGUGUUCAGUACAUAUGCUACACUGGUAUCAUCAGUUCAGAGAGGUGUCUUCAAUGGUUCAAAACAGAGUCGUUUACAACAGCUAGUGAACUGGUGUGGAGGGGAGGAAUUUGAUGGAUGUCUGGUAUUUGAUGAAUGUCACAAGGCCAAAAAUUUUGUACCUGGCAAAGAGCAGGCUAGUACUAAGGUAGCUUUAGCUGUCACAACAAUUCAAAGGUUGCUACCCAAAGCAAGAGUGCUUUACUGCAGUGCCACUGGUGUCACAGAUGUCAAGAAUAUGGCAUUUAUGGAGAGGCUAGGCCUGUGGGGUGUGGGGGCCCAGUUCCGAUCCUUUGAACAGUUCAUUGAGUUUGUUCAGAAGAAAGGGCUGGGAAUGGCAGAGAUGUUGGCCAUGGAGAUGAAGAUGUCGGGAAUGUAUGUGUCCAGGGGACUGAGCUACAAACAGGCCGAGUUCUCUACUGUGGAAAUCCCCCUCACAGAAGAGCAGAGGAAGAUCUAUGAUACAGCUGCUCAUGUCUGGAAUGAGUUGAAGAAGGCCCUGGAGAGUGCUAUAGUGAGAACUAACUACAGUGGCAGCAGGAUCUGGUCACAGUUCUGGUCAUGUCAUCAGAGAUUCUUCAAACACCUCUGUAUUGGUAUGAAGAUACCCACUAUUGUCAAAGAAGCCCAGACAGCUCUAGAAAAUGGAUGUUGUGUAGUUAUUGGACUACAAAGCACUGGAGAGGCUUCAUUUGAAAGUGAAUUCAGCAAGAACAAAGGAAAAGUUUCAGGAUUUGUCUCCCUUUGUAAGGAGAUCUUCACUAGAUUCAUCACUCAACAUUUUCCAAUCAUGAUAGAGAGCCAGAACAAGGAUGAGGUUUUAGUGGAUGAAUGGAGCAAACAGGCCAGGGAUCUACUAUUGGGCUUUGCUGAGAAAAUUAACUUACCAAACAG
Messenger RNA from Saccostrea cuccullata (small rock oyster), 1637 nucleotides. RefSeq lists its product as uncharacterized. Gene Ontology annotation, biological process: regulation of DNA-templated transcription. The record is from RefSeq and is a predicted model, not a curated record. Lineage: Eukaryota; Metazoa; Mollusca; Bivalvia; Ostreida; Ostreidae. Gene Ontology annotation, molecular function: chromatin DNA binding; histone binding. Gene Ontology annotation, cellular component: nucleus. The annotation marks the transcript as partial. The transcript has 16 exons.